UUUCGGAUCUGCUGUUUUCGGGUUUCGGUGCAGCCGCGAAUCGGAUCUUUGUUUCAGUUACUCGAGAAGCGGCGAUAUGAGCGGCAGUCAACUUCUUCGCGCCCUGCGACGAUCGCUGGGAUUGGGCAGGCACCAGCUGAAGGUCGAUAGCCGGCAUGUGGUGCUGAUCACGGGCUGCGAUUCGGGAUUGGGCCACUCCAUGGCCGUUUACUGCCACGAAUCGCUACACAUGACCGUGGUUUCCUGCUGCCACAACAUCAAGUCGGAUGGAGCUAAGCUGCUGCAGAGCCUGGGCUCGCCCAGGAAUGGACUCACCAGGAUGCACACCCUGGAACUAGAUCUACUGGAAGCCGAUUCCAUUCGCCUGGUGCAUCAGCAGCUGAGGGACAUACUGGCCAAAGACCCCAGCUAUCGGCUAACUGCGCUGAUAAAUAAUGCAGGAGUAAUGUGCUUCGGGGAAUUCGAGUGGCAGCUACCGGAGCAGAUCGAGGCGCAGAUCAACUGCAAUCUGCUGGGCACGAUGAGGUUAACACGCGAACUGCUGCCCCUGCUCCGGCAGCAGCAGGGCCGGAUCAUCAACGUGACCAGCCACUGUGGACUGCAGGCUCUGCCGACUCUGGGUCCUUAUGCCGCCUCCAAGGCAGCGCUUCGCUUCUGGACGGAUGCGCUGCGCGUGGAACUGCAGCAGUACGGCAUGGAGGUGGUCAACUUCAUACCAGGAUCCUUUGUCCUGGACAGCAACAUCGCAGCCAGACAGCAGCAGCAUGCUCAGAAGAUGCGCGAGGCCUUCAGCCCGGAGCAACACGCUCUGUACGACACGUACUUCGAAGCCUUCAAUGGUUAUCUGAAAGUUCUGAGCGGCUUCAAGCCGCCCAAUCGGCUGAGGAACGAGUCGCUGCUGGCCAAAUUUAAGGAUGCAUUGACCAGCUCACAACCAUUGGCCUUGUACAUCGAGGAACCCCGUAGAUAUCGCCUGUAUCGCUGGCUCUUCUCGCUGUGCCCCACGCCGCUGGUGGACUGGCUUACGGUGCGCUUCUGCGCCAUGCCCACCUACGAGUCAACAAACAGGCGGGAGAAGAUUUAGAUUAAUCCGUAGUCUAUACAUUUUACAUAUACAUUGUAGCACAUUGGAAUACUUGGCUAAGGGCUGUGGCAAAUAAAUCGAGCUGAAUCCAGGGAAUCCAUGGAAAA
Drosophila teissieri is the source of this 1191-nucleotide messenger RNA. RefSeq names its product D-beta-hydroxybutyrate dehydrogenase, mitochondrial (gene sro). Gene Ontology annotation, molecular function: oxidoreductase activity. The record is from RefSeq and is a predicted model, not a curated record. Lineage: Eukaryota; Metazoa; Arthropoda; Insecta; Diptera; Drosophilidae. The transcript is spliced from 2 exons. The coding region runs from base 77 to 1084 and encodes 335 amino acids.